Mycosarcoma maydis (corn smut) is the source of this 1797-nucleotide messenger RNA. RefSeq names its product putative Family 9 glycosyl hydrolase. Gene Ontology annotation, molecular function: hydrolase activity, hydrolyzing O-glycosyl compounds. The transcript has a single exon. Bases 1 to 1797 code for a protein of 598 amino acids. Gene Ontology annotation, biological process: carbohydrate metabolic process. NCBI's taxonomy places the organism in Eukaryota, Fungi, Basidiomycota, Ustilaginomycetes, Ustilaginales. The record is from RefSeq and is a predicted model, not a curated record.
AUGCGUUCUGUCGCUACACAGUCGUUGGGCGUGCUCGUGGCACUGACGCAUCUUGUGCUAGGCAUCGACGCCCAAACUACAUCACAACAGGUCUACGAACCGCCUGCGGCAUCUAGCGGAGCAGUUUCGCAGCAGUCUAAUCUCACCAAUGGUGUCAAUCCUCAGUAUGCCGACCUUCUUGGCAACGCGCUUUGGUUCUACGAGGCGCAACGAAGCGGUGCUCUCCCCGCCGACAAUCGCGUGCCUUGGCGCAACAGCAGCUGCGAGAACGACGGCUCGCUCAACAAUACUGACUUGUCUGGUGGCUACUAUGAUGCAGGUGACUAUAUCAAGGCCACCUAUCCAUUCUGCUGGACCGUGACGUCCAUCGCCUGGAGUGCGCUGAGCUUCGGUUCGGCGUACGCAAGGAGCUCGCAGGACGCAUAUCUCGACUCAACACUUCGAUGGGGCCUUGACUGGCUUUCAAAGGCACAUUCGGAUCAAAACACCUUAUGGGUCCUCGUCGGCAACCCUACCAUCGACGACCAGUAUUGGGGUGGAGAUCGCAACAUUCCAGAUCCGCGACCCUCGUACAGCGUGACACGACAGAACCCAGGAACCGAUGCCUUUGCCUCGUGUGCUGCCGCCUUUGCCGCAUCGGCCUACCUGUACAGCGGUCGAAGCGCCUCGCUUCCAACCAGCGCAGGCGGUGCCCAGCUCGGAGGGGUACCCAGCAUCCACAACCAAACCUACUCGGAAGCCCUGCUGCGCCACGCCGAAGGACUCUGGGACCUCGCCAUCAACAGCUCGCCAAAGCAGGUCUACUCGAUGGCACAACCCGUAGCUGGCCAAAGCUACCCGUCGAGCGACUACGAGGAUGAUCUCGCUUUUGCCGGUCUGUGGAUGGCAUUGGCCAAAGCCGAUGCUAGCUACGCCAACCAGGGUCUCGCCUUUUAUCCCAAUGGUAGCAAUGCCUUUGCAAGCAUCAACGCUGCGCUCAACUGGGAUCGCAAAGUGGCCGCCCUUCCUGUCCUUGCGACCCAGCUGGCUCAGCACAAUGCCUCGAUGAAUCUCGAUAUGUCGCGCUUCCAGAACGACGCCGAGUCGUACUUUGACCGCCUGACGGACGGCAAGAUGCAGUACGUCAGCCAGACGAGAGGUGGUCUUUACUGGUGGAAGGGCGACAGCGAUGCUGCAAGUCUCAAUCCUGCCCUCAACGCUGCCUUUAUCGCUGAUCUUUACUCGGGCUUCGCUACGACCUCGGCCAAGACGAGCGCCUAUCGAUCGCUCGCCGACUCACAAGUCGACUAUCUUCUUGGAGACAACAACUACAACGGGCCUUACGUGGUCGGACAGCAUCCCAACAGCCCUCAAAACCCUCACUCGGCCAUGGCAUCUGGCGGAAAUGAUAUCACCAACGUCAACAACAGCCCGCCCCAAGAAUUACAUGUGCUGUAUGGUGCUGUGGUUGGAGGACCCGACAAGCAGGAUCGUUUCUUCGAUAUUCGAGACGACUGGCCUCAGACAGAGAUUGCACUCGACUACAACGCUCCACUGGUAGCUGCAGCCGUAUCGCGCAUCGCUAGAAACGUGACGAAAGAUCCGCCUUAUACCACAUCCAGCGGGAGUGCCAACGUAGCCCAGGGGCGACCCACCGAUGCAGCAUACCCCGCUAAGAGCGGCGGACUCAGCCAAGGCGCAAAAAUUGCGAUUGCUGUGAUCGUCGUUGUUGUUGUGCUUGCCGCGAUUGGCGGUCUGUGUUGGUGGCAGCGCCAACGUAUCCGGUGGUACUUUCGCCAGAAGAAGAUGGGUCUAUAG